Messenger RNA from Hyposmocoma kahamanoa, 3066 nucleotides. RefSeq names its product hypoxia-inducible factor 1-alpha (gene sima). The record is from RefSeq and is a predicted model, not a curated record. Bases 36 to 2951 code for a protein of 971 amino acids. NCBI's taxonomy places the organism in Eukaryota, Metazoa, Arthropoda, Insecta, Lepidoptera, Cosmopterigidae. The transcript has 12 exons. Gene Ontology annotation, molecular function: DNA-binding transcription factor activity, RNA polymerase II-specific; RNA polymerase II transcription regulatory region sequence-specific DNA binding; protein dimerization activity. Gene Ontology annotation, biological process: regulation of transcription by RNA polymerase II; cellular response to hypoxia.
UGCUUCAGUGUGAAGAUUUUGAGAAGUGCUCCAGCAUGUUUACGUAUGGAGAGCAGGCGCCUCAGACGUGUGCCAUCGAUGGCUUCCAAGAUAAUGGAUGGAUGCAGUGUGCGGUGAACCAGCAAUGGCCGAUGUCAAAAAACACGUGUUUUGUUUAUCCCCCAGUGCAGUGUUACAACUAUCCUAAUGUGCCUCUGCCUCAACCACAGUACUAUCCCAUGCAAGAACGUCGUACAGAUUACGUACAACAUCCUAUUUAUCCAAAUCUGCCUUGUCAGCAGACUCGACAGUGGGACUAUGAUAGCAUGUGCUAUAAUGUUGACGGACAGCCGUGUCAAUUCACAAGUGUCGUUGACUUGGAGGAUUUCAUGAAUAAUGAAAAGAGGAAGGAGAAAUCUCGUGUGGCAGCCCGGUGCCGCCGCACCAAAGAGAUGCAGAUUUUCGCUGAACUGACUGCUGCUUUGCCAGCUAAGAAAGAAGAAGUAGUGCAACUGGACAAGGCUUCUGUUAUGCGUCUGGCAAUAUCUUACUUACGCGUUCGUGAUGUUGUUUCUCUUUUACCUAAAGGUACUCCAGAAGAGCCGAAAAUUGAAAACCCUAAAGACCUUGAGGAGAUAUCAUCAGAGCUGUCAUACAUGAAGGCGUUGGACGGCUUCGUGAUGGCGCUGUCACAGCAAGGCGACAUUGUUUACUGUAGCGAGAACAUUGCUGAUCAUCUUGGAGUAUCUCAGAUGGAGAUAAUGGGUCAAAGCGUCUUUGAGUUCACUCACCCAUGCGACCAUGAUGAAAUCCGCGAGGCUCUCCGUUCCACUAACAAGGGGCGUCGCGAGUUACUGCUGCGCUUCAAAUGUACUCUCACCAGCAAGGGCAGAAAUGUUCACAUUAAAUCUGCAUCGUAUAAGGUUAUACACGUGACUGGCCACAUGCUGUCACAAGAUAAAGAAAACGAACGAAACAAUAACGACGACAGCAAAACAAAUGAAGACGACAAGAAAAGCAACGGUGGUGCCCUCGUAGCCGUUGGUCGUCCUAUACCGCAUCCAUCUAACAUUGAAAUACCACUGGACUGCAAGACUUUCCUGUCACAGCAUAGUUUGGAUAUGAAGUUCACAUAUACUGAUAAAGCAUUACUCAACAUUUUAGGCUUCGAGCCGGAAGAAUUGGCCGGUCGUUCUCUAUACGACUACCACCAUGCCGCUGACAGUGCUAUGCUGGCACAACAAUUCAAAUCUCUAUUCUCCAAAGGACAAUGCGAGACCGGACAAUACCGUUUCUUGGCGAAAACUGGUGGCUACGCCUGGGUUCAGACCCAGGCCACUGUCAUCACCGACAAGCAGCAAAAAUCGACCAGUGUCGUCUGCGUUAAUUACGUUAUCAGCGGUAUCGAGUGCAAAGAUGAGGUGUUUGCUGCGCACCAAGUGCAGCACGCGGACUUGAAGCCUGUUUUGGCCACGUCUACGUCAGUUCCUGCUCUUGCGCCUAUUUGUGCGCCUCUUGAUUUGCCCAACGGCGCCAUAGUCGCCGCCAUACCGCCAGAGGACGAGCGUCCCAUACCUGUCACAGAGUUAAUAUUCGCACCGCGAAAGAAAGAAAUGAACAAGGGAUUUCUAAUGUUCUCCCAAGACGAGGGACUUACAAUGCUUAAAGACGAGCCGGAAGAUCUGACUCACUUGGCACCUACGGCUGGUGAUGCUUGUAUCCCUCUGGAGAAUAGUCCGUUCGACAUGUUCGAUGAGUUCAUUCUGAACGACAACUACUGCAGUUUAUUGGGAGAUGACUUGGCUAAUGGAUCGCCUGUCGAUGCACUUACUCCAGACUCUCUUUUGAUGUCAUCUCCUGAACCCCAGGAAAAUGAUUCGUCAUGUGAACGAUCGUCGUUAUUAACAGACUUGUCGUUAGACGCUUUUGAAAACGGAAGGUCAGAUGAUAUUGAGGAUGGCAACUCGCCAUUCAUCCCAACGAGCGAUGAACUGCCGGUAUUGGAACCGGCGGUAAUGUGGGGUGCGCUGCCCGACAGCGUGAGCCUCGCGAGGCCGCAGCCCUCUGAGACGCAGUCCACGUCCCCGGCGCCAGCCUUGCAAUGCUUACUCGCGGCGCCACCGACCGGCCCGCCACCACAGGAUCUCAUAACAAAUAUUUAUUCAGAUCAAGGUUUAAUACCAAGCAGAAGCGUCUCAACAUGGGACACGGGCGUCAAGAGAAUAUUGAAGCAGGAGGAGGAGCCCAGCGCGAAACGCGUGAAACGCAGCCCAUCGCCACCUCAAAUGGUAACGUCACCUGCGAAGCAGUCGUCUUCAGUUCUCAUGAACUUGCUGGAACAAAAGUCGCUGCAACAACAGAUGAAUAAUCGCCGGCCAAACAAUCAGGUUCUGAACACGCCAGAAAUCCCCCAAAGUCCCUUAAACAAAAAUAUACCCAUACCCGUCAUAAACCUCUUGCAAGCCGUGCCGAACACGCAGAUCAUUCGUACACCUAUCAGUAAUAAUAACAACAAUAACGUGAGCACCAUUCGGAAUAUAAAUGAUGAGAUAUCCCCUCUAACUAAAUAUGCGAUGUCUCCCCUAAGUUUGAAUAUUGGCAGUCCCAUGUACUCCCUGCCUCCAAGCCCCAACACAUCAAAUUACAACAGCCCCAACUACAGUCCGGCAAUGAGUCCAGUACAUCGCGAUCGCGUCUUAAGUCCUUACUCCACUCCGCAAUCAUUAUCCCCCGUAAGCAGGUUCCAAAAAAGUCCGGGAAACGUUCUGCUUUCACCAGCAGGUGUCAUACAGGGUUCCGAUCCAUAUUUAAAUAACAAGAUGCAACCUAGUCCCGGAUUCCCACUUCAAUCCAACGACUUAUUACUCGAGUCGAGCAUGUCGCUGUCGGCACCUGAUUUCUGGACAGAACCAGAUGUUUUAACGGGGACCAGCGAUUUGCUCACGGCUUUCGACGACGUCAAGCUUGUUUAGUGGAAGAUGAAAAUGCAAAGGUGAAUUCUGACGGAACUUGCAGAAAGAUCAGAUUGUUCUUAUUGCUUGGGUAUUGUCUAUAAUGUCAGUCGGAGGUCACAAAUACUUGAGUCUU